AUGUGCCUCAUCCUCUUCACCAAGUGCCCCGGCUGCGUCCGCAGCCUCGCCGAGACCGACGUCGAGGUCGUCGAGUUCUGCAGGAACAAGCAGGACGCCGUCCGCCGGCUCAUCGAGUCCGACUCGGCCGCCGUCGUCAACGACAUCGACGUAUUCAUGGCCUGCGACAUGCAGGAGAUCUGGGGCAUCGAGGAGUUCCGCCACCGCCUCACGCGCUUCCACCGCUGCAGCCCCUGGAACCACGUCGCGCCCACCUACGAGGCCAUCUACGAGAGCCUGAUCACCGCCGCCACGGCCCAGCUCGGCGAGGCCGACGGCCUGCCCUCCACCACGAUGAACGCGGGCCUCCAGUCCAACUCGCUGCUCUUCGAGGCGCACCCCCCCAUCCCCGAGGUGCGCCCGCUCUACACGGACAGGCAGGUCAUGUGGCUGCACACGCUGGUCCGGCAGCACCGCCGGGAGCGGCGCAACGCGACCUUGGGCCCCAUGGCCGCCGCGUUCCUCACGGGUCGUCUGCUGAUCUGGUACCAUGGACUCACCCCGGUGGGCGUGGUCAACCUCCGCAACAGCCUGCUUGCUGAACCGAUACCGACUUUCCCACAGCCGGUCGCGGGUCCUCCCCCUGCGUUUGCCCCCCUUGCUCCUUUUCCGGCGAACAGCGCCGCCAGCGCCGAGUCUCCGAGGAGGAACGAACAGGGUGCUCCUGUUGCUGGCGAGGCCAGCGUUGUUGUCGCCCAGGAUGGCGAGCAGGAGGAGAGUGCCGACCGCAGCGCUGGACCAGCCAAGGACCCUGCUGGCGGAAACAACGCCGAGAAGGCUGGACCUGACGACAAGCAGAAUAAGGACAAGAACCAACCGGCCAAGGUUGCUGCUCCGGGUGGAAAGCCCACCAAGUCUGGUGCUCAGGCUGGCGGACAGGGCAAACCUGCUGCUCAGCGAGGCCGACCCAAGGCCACUCCUCCCGCUGGAAAGAACCCCAAGAGUGCUGCCCAAGACGACGAUUCGGAGAAUGCUGCAGCUCGGCAAAUCGCACCUCCAGGCGACGGUCCCGGCAGCAACUCGAAGAAGCGCGCCGCCAAGGAGGACGGCCCUGCCAACCCGCCCGCGGCCAAGCCACCCCGCCGUGCCCGUUCCCGCGCCCCUGCCAAGUCAGCACCCCCUCCCGCCGCCGCCGACGACGACGACGCUGCUGCCGCCGGCCCGUCCAACCCCUCGCGCGGCAAGGCUCCCGCCGCCGCCGGUGGUGCCGCAGCAGCCAAGGACGGCAAGAAGCCUCGCGCCGCACCCCGCGGCAAGGCAGCUCGCUCUCGCGGCGUUGCCGCCGCUGCUGCCCAGGGCGCGGGUACGAAGCGCGGCAGGCCCCAUUCCGGGGAUGGAGCCGCGGAUGACGAGGAAGAUGAAGAUGAAGAGGGCGAGCGCCGGGGCUCGGUGUCGACUCCCAUCGAUCUGCGUUCUCCGUCGGCCCAGCCUCCCGUUGAUCUGUGUACUCCCUGA
This is a messenger RNA of Thyridium curvatum, 1494 nucleotides long. RefSeq lists its product as uncharacterized. The record is from RefSeq and is a predicted model, not a curated record. Bases 1 to 1494 code for a protein of 497 amino acids. The transcript has 2 exons. NCBI's taxonomy places the organism in Eukaryota, Fungi, Ascomycota, Sordariomycetes, Thyridiales, Thyridiaceae.